Messenger RNA from Suillus clintonianus, 2616 nucleotides. RefSeq names its product peptidase S8/S53 domain-containing protein. Gene Ontology annotation, molecular function: serine-type endopeptidase activity. The record is from RefSeq and is a predicted model, not a curated record. Lineage: Eukaryota; Fungi; Basidiomycota; Agaricomycetes; Boletales; Suillaceae. Gene Ontology annotation, biological process: protein processing. Bases 1 to 2616 code for a protein of 871 amino acids. Gene Ontology annotation, cellular component: trans-Golgi network; Golgi membrane. The transcript has 5 exons.
AUGCGACUACCCCUCGCCCUCCUUCUUGCUUUUUUAGUUCAACAAUGCGUCCACGCUUCACCGCCAGCCAAGCGUUCUUAUGCAACACACGAUUAUUAUGUCCUCGAGCAUAACCCUUCCGCAGGCGCAACUCUAAAUGAAUGCACGGGAGAGCUUGGAGUGGAGCUUGUCGAGCAGGUCGGGGAACUGCGGAAUAUAUGGCUAGUGCGCUCCGCAAAGACCAUAUCCAACUUUGCUCCGAGGGCAGCAUCAGAUAGAGUCCUCGGCAGGUUCGAGGAUUUGGUCACUCUUUCAGCACAUUCAACUAGUUUAUACCCACGAGCGGGUCGUCAAGCCCGUGCACACCGCAUAUUAUCGUCCAUAAAAUAUUUAUCACCUCAGGUACCUCGCCAACGGACAAAGCGAGACAGCUCAUUUCUAGAACGUGCACCGCCUCCCGUUAACCCUGGCGACCCUCAACCGAAAGCAUCUGAAAUCAUAGCAGAACGCCUUGGAUUUGUGGACCCCCUAUUUACUCAGCAAUGGCACAUCGUUAACGACCAGUACCCCGAGCAUAUGAUGAACGUGACGGGUGUGUGGGAAAUGGGUAUCACAGGAGAAGGUGUCAUUACUACACUGGUGGAUGAUGGAUUGGACUACCGGAGUCGGGACUUGGCCGAAAACUUCGAUGCUGAAAAUUCAUAUGAUUUUAACGACCACACCGAUUUGCCCACCCCCGUUCUUUCAGAUGAUCACCACGGCACGCGCUGUGCUGGUCAGAUCGCCGCAGUCAAGAAUGACGUCUGUGGCGUCGGACUCGCUUACAAGUCAAAAGUCGCUGGCGUACGCAUAUUAUCCGGACCUAUAACUGAUGUGGACGAGGCAGCUGCCUUGAACUACGGCUUUCACAACGUGUCCAUCUUUAGUUGCAGUUGGGGACCACCUGAUGACGGCAGGUCGAUGGAAGCGCCAGGAUAUAUCAUUGAAAAGGCUGUCGUAAACGGCAUACAGAAUGGUAGGGAAGGGAAAGGAUCGAUAUUUGUCUUUGCCAGCGGAAACGGGGCCGCACAGGGAGACCAGUGCAAUUUCGAUGGGUACACCAACAGCAUAUACUCCGUCACCGUCUCGGCUGUAGACUUUAAAGGCCUACACCCAUAUUAUUCUGAACCCUGCUCUGCGAAUAUGGUUGUAGCAUACAGUUCAGGGAGCGGUCAACAUAUCGUCACUACCGACCUUGACAAUAAAUGUUCCAGCGGCCACGGUGGUACCUCCGCCGCCGCCCCUAAUGCAGCUGGUGUAUUUGCUUUGGUACUUCAAGUUCGGCCUGACCUGACGUGGCGAGACAUACAACACCUCUGCGUGAAAACCGCUCAGAUGAUAAACUCCGAGGAUCCCGACUGGGAACCCAUGGCUUCGGGACAAAUGUACUCGUAUAAAUACGGCUUCGGGCAGCUUAAUGCCUACGCCUAUAUCCAAGCAGCGCAAGAUUGGCAGCUUGUCAAGCCACAGGCGCGGUUCCACCCUCCUGCCAUGCAAAUCAACAACGGCACUUUACUCACGGAGAAUGGGGACAUGGAGGGCGGGCAGUCGAUUAUCCCCGGGGGUGUUAUGAGUUCGUUCACGGUGACGCAGGACAUGCUUGACACGCACAACUUCGAGGAGUUGGAGCAUGUGACAGUCAGAGUGUGGAUCUCGCACACCAAGCGCGGGGAUGUCGAAGUUGAGCUCACGAGUCCUGGUGGGAUACGCAGCGUUCUUGCAGCUAAGCGUGAUCACGACCGUUCUGAGACUGGUUUUAGAGGGUGGAGAUUUAUGUCUAUCAAGCACUGGGGUGAAAAUGCGAUUGGCACUUGGACACUCAAGGUUUCUGACCAAUCAUCCGAAGGGCAUAGCGGAACUUUCCAUGGCUGGCGUCUCAUGUUCUGGGGCUCCACUGUUGAUCCCACUGUCUCAACAACCUACGUUCUCCCACUUUCAGAGUACCAGCUUCCUUCCACAGAUAACGAUGACGCAAUCAACAUCCCCACAUCGACAUCUAGCAAAUCCCACCCCAAGCCCACUUCUGGUCUUCCGGACGACCACGGGACUGCCGAGGGCGAAGCCAGCAAGCCUGCGUUCCCAUCCCCAACUCUGCCUCCGGCUGCAACAAUGACGCCGACACCAGACGAAGGCUGGUUCUCAGACAUGUCCAACCUCGUGUCUAGCCAGAAAUGGUUCUUCGGGGCUAUCGGCGCAGUAGUGCUCUUCGGUGUGGGUGCAGGGGUGUUCUUCUGGAGACGCCGUGUGAAGCAUCGAGCGUACGCUGCGCUCAGCGCGGGUGAUGAACUGCAAAUGAGUUCGGUCUCAAGGCAAGGCAGGCCCCGUGCCAAAGAGCUGUACGAUGCAUUUGGGGAGGUGUCGGAUGACGAGGAUGCGGAUGAAGAGACCCGGUUGCAUGGCUUAGGGUUCCACUCUGGGUUCUUGGACGACGAAGACCCGUCGUCUGCUGGCCCUGCCCCCGUGUACAGAGACGAGCCCAGGAGGGGGCAUGAUGCUAGCCCUGGUGUUAGAUCUGCAAGCCCAGAGAGCGGCAGUGGCAGUGGCAGUGGCAGUGGUAGUGGAGAUGGGAGCUGGGAGCAUGCUUCCCAGACACAUUGA